Molecule: messenger RNA, 3678 nt
Organism: Monopterus albus (swamp eel)
Lineage: Eukaryota; Metazoa; Chordata; Actinopteri; Synbranchiformes; Synbranchidae
Gene: dtna
Product: dystrobrevin, alpha
Exons: 24
Coding region: 330-2471 (713 amino acids)
Biological process (GO): synaptic signaling
Cellular component (GO): synapse; plasma membrane
Molecular function (GO): zinc ion binding
Source: RefSeq, a predicted model, not a curated record
AAUGAGUCCCUGAAGUUGCUGUCAAUCUUCUGUGGAUGUUGCUUAGCAACAAGGGGCUGCGCUUGGAGCAAUGAAGAGAUUCCGCAUUACGUCAUCGUGAAGGCCACAUACAGGAGGUGAACGCUGCCUGUGUUCAGCUCAGCCAGUGCGCUACCCGAAAAUUUCCACAACACGAGCUUUGCAGGAGAGCGGCGCGAGAACGGCCGCUUCGUGCAGUGAUGCAGCGUCCUACACCAAAGAAACCCUGAUCGCAUCGCAGGACAAGACCGGUCGUCAUAUUCCCGGAUGGAAAACUGAUGUUGCAUGACAUGCCUCGAAAUAAAUUUUGAAUGACUGAAGACUGCAGGCGGAGCGCUGACAACAUGGCGGAUAGAAGGCAGCUGUUUGUCGAGAUGAGAACUCAAGAUUUGGAUUCAAUACGAUUAUCAACAUACAGAACAGCCUGCAAACUCAGAUUUGUGCAAAAGAAAUGCAAUUUGCAUUUGGUUGACAUUUGGAAUGUCAUUGAGGCUUUCAGAGAGAAUAGCCUCAACACCAUGGAGCUCAACGGUGAGCUCUCUGUGGCUCGUCUAGAAGUGGUACUGUCCACCGUUUUAUACCAGCUGAACAAGCGCAUGCCCACCACCAACCAGAUCAACGUAGAGCAGUCCAUCAGCCUGCUGCUCAACUUCCUGCUGGCAGCCUAUGACCCGGAGGGCCAUGGCAAAAUAUCUGUCUUUGUUGUGAAGAUAGCCCUAGCAACCAUCUGUGGAGGGAAGAUUCAGGAUAAAUUAAGAUAUAUUUUUUCACACAUAUCAGAUUCAGCUGGAAUAAUGGUGCACUCACAGUUUGACCAAUUUCUGAGGGAGGUACUCAAAUUACCGAUGGCAGUUUUUGAGGGACCUUCUUUCGGUUACACAGAACAAGCUGCAAGAACUUGCUUUGCGCAGCAGAAAAAGGUCUCCCUCAACACAUUCCUGGAUACGUUGAUGUCAGACCUGCCCCCUCAGUGUCUGGUGUGGUUACCGCUCAUGCAUCGGCUCGCCAAUGUGGAGAACGUCUUUCACCCGGUCGAGUGCUCCUACUGCCAUACUGAGAGUAUGAUGGGCUUCCGCUACCGCUGCCAGCAAUGUCAUAAUUACCAGCUCUGUCAGGACUGCUUCUGGAGGGGGCAUGCCAGUGGUUCCCAUAGCAACCAGCACCAAAUGAAGGAGUAUACGUCAUGGAAAUCGCCCGCUAAAAAGUUAUCCCAAGCGCUCAGUAAGUCACUGAGCUGUGCAUCCAGCAGAGAGCCUCUUCACCCCUUGUUUCCUGAAAUCCCAGAGAAACCCCUCAACCUAGCUCAUAUUGUAGAUACGUGGCCACCAAGACCAGUGAAUAUCACCAAUGACUACUCACUCUCCCACUCCAUGCCUACAUCAGGGAACCCUUACUCCACCAAAAACAAGAAUAAUGAUAUUGAGCAAAGAAAGCCACUGACUGGGGCUGCUCCCCAUCUGUUGAAAGGGAGAGGGUUGAACUACAACCUCGAUGUUGCUGAUAGACUUGCUGACGAACAUGUUCUGAUUGGCUUCUAUGUGAACCUACUACAAAACAACCCCAAAACAUGUUUGCUGGAGAGCAGUAACCAUCAAGAUGAAGAGCACAGUCUCAUCGCCCGCUAUGCUGCUAGACUGGCUGCUGAUGCCGCGGCUCAACAGCAGAGGGUCCCCACAGACCUGCCCUGCUCUCUGGAUGCCAACAAACAGCAGAGGCAGCUCAUUGCAGAGCUUGAGAGCAAAAACAGAGAAAUCCUGCAGGAAAUCCAGCGGCUGCGCCUUCAACAUGAGGAGGCCUCCCAGCCGCCCCCUGACAAGGUUCAACAGAACCCCACUCUGCUUGCUGAGCUACGUCUUCUCAGGCAACGCAAAGAUGAGCUUGAACAAAGAAUGUCUACUCUGCAGGAGAGUCGCAGGGAGCUCAUGGUGCAGCUGGAGCAACUAAUGAUGCUUCUCAAGACUCAGGGUCCCAGUUCUCCACGCUCUUCUCCCAGCCACACCAUCAGCCGGCCGAUCCCCACACCAAUCCACUCGGACUCUACCAGCACGACCCCGACUCACACACCUCAGGACUCACUCAUGGGCGUGGGAGGGGAUGUUCAGGAGGCCUUCGCUCAGGGUCCAAGGAGAAAUUUAAGAAAUGACCUACUUAUUGCUGCUGACUCCAUCACCAACACAAUGUCAUCACUAGUUAAAGAACUCAAUUCAGAGGGCGGAAGUGAGACUGAGAGCACUGUGGAUUCAGACUUUGGACGUGGAGACCCAUUGGUCACAACCUCUUCAGAUCCCUCCUUCACCUAUAAACCAAGGUACUAUAGGAGUGCCAGUGCCGCAGAGCAGGAGAGCUUUGAGAACGAUCUGGAGCAGCAGCUGGAGGACGAGCUCAAGUUGGAGGAGUUAAUGAAGCAUAGGCAGGAACCAGACAAAACAUGCAUGGUGACUCUGCAGCAGUGACUGUGUUAGUACUGGUGAGCAAUAUGAAAAGCAACAAUAGUUGAAGACACUGAACAAGACAUCGCUGGGCUGAUAGUACAAAGCACUGACGAUAAAAGAAGAUAAAUUCAACUGCAGAAUAUGUUUAUGUAAAGAUAUAUUUUUUAACCAACUGCAUAUUGAAGGUUAAUACUGUGAGCUGACGUGAAGAGAUUCAUUACUGAGCUGUCUGUUGUACCACAGGUGCCAUAAAAACCACAUAAUUUGAGGAAUUAUUUCUUUUUAUAUGAAUUGUCUAGCACCUGUACGACAGAACUGUUAGUACAGGCCGGCAAACCUGAUUCCUUUAAAUUCUCAUGUUUUGAAUUGGGUGAACUGGUUUUAAAUGUUUGUUUGUCAUCUGAUUUAUGGUAAAAACAUGAGAUGAAGCUAUAAAUGAUAACAUUUGCAAUAUUUUGGAAAUGUAUAACUCUGGCCUGGUUAUUAUUAACAGAUUUUACCACUAUUCGUACUGUUGCUGUUGAGUGGCUUUUUUUUUUUUACUUGCUUUUGGAGCAGGCUGACUGCUAUUGAAUCCAUAAGUUUGUUUGUUUGUUUGAUACAGAAUAAUAACGCACUCUGCCUUAGCUGAUUGCAUGACCUCUCAAAGGAGUUCAUUCAAACUGUAAAUGCAGCAUGUAGCUAACAGCACCUGCUCAGCAGUUGUCUUCACUGGACAAAUGAGGUUAAACUCAUUUAAUCAGAUACGAGGCAGUGAUUUUGUCUACAGAAAUAUUUGGUCUGAAAUAUGUGCACACUCUGGAUCUAAAUGAUCAAUUAAAUAUAAGAUAUAGAUGGACUGAAGUGUCUUUAAACACAGUAACAAAAUUGCUUAAAUUUACUCUAAGGUUUACACUGGUAAGGGCCUUGAACAAAAUGUUUACGAUCAAUGGUUUAUGAAUUAAGGUUCAAUCAUAGAUCAUUUGCCAUCAUUUCAUUUGUUUGAAUCAAUGCUCUCACACAAAUCGGUGUGACUUGCAUACUAACUUACACACUCUUGAUCUAUUUCCUGAGUGUAGUUGAAACUUUACUCAGUCACUUUGGGAAAAGUGGCUAGCCAAUCUAGAAUCAUAAAUGUGUGAAAUAUAUCUAGUUUGAUUUUUGAGCAAGUUCAUAGCAGUGAUUUUGCAUGGUGGUGGUGCAUAAUAAAGUGUUGACACAAUAUCAUGAUUUUUGCCUAUGAACUGCU